Pteropus alecto (black flying fox) is the source of this 3022-nucleotide messenger RNA. RefSeq names its product DNA polymerase gamma 2, accessory subunit (gene POLG2). Gene Ontology annotation, cellular component: cytoplasm; mitochondrion. Lineage: Eukaryota; Metazoa; Chordata; Mammalia; Chiroptera; Pteropodidae. Gene Ontology annotation, biological process: mitochondrial DNA replication. The transcript is spliced from 8 exons. The record is from RefSeq and is a predicted model, not a curated record. The coding region runs from base 101 to 1558 and encodes 485 amino acids.
CGAGCUCACUUCCGGCGCGCCUGCGCAGUUGGUUCCGGGGUUCUUUGUUGUGGCGGCUUUCGCUAGCAAAUAGAAGAUUGCUCUUUAAUUCCUGAGGGUGAUGCGCCCCGGUGCAACCAUCAGGGCCUGCCAGAAAGUCUGCAGGUGCCUGUUUUCUGGGUUUGGGGGUCGAGUCAAUGGGGGCCAGCCAGAGCUGUUGGCGGAAGAGAGUAACCCCCUCGGAGGGCUCCUGAGGUCGCACGCGGAGCUGCCUCGGGGGAGCGAACCAAGAGAAGCCCCAGAGUCUGAUGAGGGGAGCGAAGCGCUGAUAGAGAUUUGUCAAAGAAGGCAUUUUCUCAGUGGCACUAAGCGGCAGGUUACCCGAGAUUCUCUCCUGACCGGGUGCCACUCCGGCUUUGGCCCCUUGGGCAUAGAAUUGCGGAAGAACCUGGCGGCAGAAUGGUGGUCUUCGGUGGUGGUGUUCCGGGAGCAGGUCUUUCCGGUGGACGCCCUCCACCAUGAACCAGGCCCUGCGCCGCCUGGGGACAGUGCCUUCAGGUUAGUUUCUGCAGAAACUCUACGCGAAAUCUUGCAAGACAAAGAGCUGAGUAAGGAACAGCUAGUAGCAUUUCUUGAGAACUUAUUAAAAACUUCUGGGAAACUACGGGAGAACCUUCUUCACGGCGCCUUGGAGCACUAUGUUAAUUGCCUGGAUCUGGUAAACAAGAGGCUACCUUAUGGCCUUGCUCAGAUUGGAGUGUGUUUUCAACCUAUUUCUGAUACUAAGCAGACACCUGAUGGUGUUAAAAGAAUCAGUGAGAGGACUGAAGCUUCACUGGUAUGGUUUACUUCGGGGAGAACUGCCGGCCACUGGCUUGAUUUCUGGUUACGUCAUCGACUCCUGUGGUGGAGAAAGUUUGCUGUGAGUCCAUCGAACUUCAGCAGCAGUGAUUGUCAAGAUGAAGAAGGACGAAAAGGAAACAAACUUUUCUACAAUUUUCCCUGGGGAAAAGAGCCAAUAGAAACCCUGUGGAAUCUAGGAGAUCAUGAACUUUUACACAUGUAUCCUGGAAGUGUGUCUCAAUUACAUGGCCGAGAUGGACGAAAAAAUGUGGUUCCUUCUGUUUUAUCUAUAAAUGGAGAUCUAGACCGAGGCAUGCUGGCUUACCUCUACGAUUCUUUUCAGCUAACAGAGAACUCCUUUACAAGAAAGAAAAAUCUUCAUAGAAAGGUACUUAAACUGCACCCUUGUUUAGCUCCUAUUAAGGUUGCUUUGGAUGUGGGAAGAGGCCCAACAGUGGAACUAAGACAGGUUUGUCAAGGGCUAUUUAAUGAACUACUAGAAAAUGGAAUUUCUGUGUGGCCUGGUUAUUUGGAAACUGUGCAGUCCUCAUUGGAACAACUUUAUUCAAAAUAUGAUGAAAUGAGCAUCCUCUUCACAGUUUUGAUUACUGAAGCUACUUUGGAGAAUGGAUUAAUACAUCUGAGAAGUAGAGACACCACAAUGAAGGAAAUGAUGCAUAUAUCCAAAGUAAAAGAUUUUUUAACCAAGUAUAUAUCAUCGGCUAAGAAUGUGUAGAUUUUAAUAUUGCCAUAAUAAAUAUUGACUUUUCCUAAUUUGGUUGUCUUAUAUGAACUUGGAUGUGUUUUAGCCCUUUGCACUUAUGAAGUGGACAUUUUUGGUGCUUUUUUUGAUUCAGUUUUUAUUUAUAUUUCUUGACAUAUUCUAUUGUAUAAAGAAUAUGUUUAGCGACAAGAAACAAAAACCCUACUAUACUAGAUUAUGCAAAUUGGAGUUUUUCUUAUAACAAGAAAUUUAAGGGUUAGACUGUCCAGAGCUGGUAUAAUUAUUUCUUCUCUAGUUAGGGAGACAGGCUUUUACUAUCUUUCUGUUCCACCAUCUUUAGUAUGUUGGCUUUUAUCUUUAUACUUGUUGCUUCAUAGUCAUAGAUGGCUGCUGUAUUUCUAGACUUCGCUAGCCAGCGAAGACUCUUCCCUUUUUAAUUAGGAAAGUAAAAGCUUUCCCAGGCAUUCCAAUCAGAAGACUUGUUUACAUUUCAUUGAUCAGAACUUGGUCACAUGGUCAUUCCUAGGCCAAUCACUCUCUAAGGGAAUGAGAAUAUAAUAAUUAAUUUGGAUCAAACACAGUUUACCCCUUGAGGCUAUCAUAGUGUCUUAUCUUCCCUGAAAUGGGUUUUGUUUUCAGGAAAGAAGGGAUUUUAUUAAGUCUGCUACAUGUCUGCAGUCAAGUAUUGAAGAUUAACCUAAAACUAAACUAAACUAGAACAUUUAUUGGUUUUUGAAAAGCUAGCUAAAAUGUUAGAUGGCGUAAUAACUGUUACAGUGUAUUUCAUAUCUUAUUCUAAUAGAUAUGUUUAUAAGAAAUUCUUGAACUUUUAUGUGUUAAUUGUAUUAAUAUACUAUUAUUACCAACCUGACAAAAAUUCCAACUGAUAAUUUAUGUAAAAUAUCUCGAAGUUUGGCUAACUUGUCUUCUUUGACUUUACUUACUAGAUUUUUAUUUUUUAUUAAUUUUUGCUAUCAUGGAGAAUUUCAUACACAAACAUAUACAAAAUAGUAUGAUUAAAUCCAUUUACCAACAACCAUCAACUUGAGCAGUCUUAUCUCAUCCACCCAACACCACUCUCCCAUAUUAUUUUGAAGCAGAUUGCAGCUAUCAUUUCAUUUGUAAAUUUUUUUGUUAAGGAUCUUUUGGUAACCAUUAUUACACCUAAAAAAAUUAACACUAGAUGACACUAAGAAAUUAUUGACAGUUUCUUUGGGUUUGAUAAUGGUAUUAUGGCUUUAUUUUCUUUUAGUCUUUAUCUGAUAAAGACACUUAAAUAUUUCUGAGUGAAAUUAUAUGAAAUCUGAGACUUGCUUUAAAAAUUUCCAGUUUAAACAAAAAAUUGGUGGAUUAUAGAUGAAAAAUAAGAAUAGUACUGAGUUCUUGAAACUGGAUAAUAGGUACAUGGGUGUUGAUUUUACUGCCUCUCUGUUUUUGCGUAUGAGAAUUUUCAUAAUAAAGUUUUUUAAAAAUGAA